CACAGGCUGGAAGGAGGGGGUUUGAAUGAAAGACAAGACAAGCCCUAAACACCAUGUCACUCCGUGAGGGAGACAGCAACAACUAGGCUGGAAGGUUUUUUUUUUCUUUAUUUCUUUCUUCCUUUCUUUUUCUUUCCCUUUUUUUUUUUUCUGAAACCUAGUAAGAGGGGGGAGGAGAGAGAAAUUUGUGAGAGACACUAAGAAAGGAAUAAGGCAAGCCGGUCUGCAGGAAUUCAGCUUUCCUGGCUCCUAUCGUAGGACUUUAUGUUCUCCACAGGCUGGAUUGUACUACCAAGAAGCUGCUUCCCACAUAAGCUGGAAUAAUAAUAAAAAAAGGGAUAUAGAAAUAUAUAUUGACAUAUAUAUAUAUAAACUGGCAGAAUAAAAGAAGAAACAUUUCUUUGUGGGAUUUUUAUUUUUAUUUUUUUUAUCUUUUUUUUUAAGUGCCAAUGUUUUCACUGUCGUUUUGGAUUUAAGGCUUGGUAAAACUAAGGAAAAAGGGCAAGCAACUCCUGAAACAUCCUAGUCACUAUCAGGAAUAGUGGAAUCUGACAAAGAAGAAGGGCCUGGGGCAUUACACCCUGUCAACGAGUUUUCUGCAUCAGAUAGAAAGAUUCCAGCUACAUGGGCAAACGCUUGGAACAGCAGCCAAUGUACCCCCAGUACACGUACUACUACCCUCAUUAUCUCCAGACCAAGCAGUCUUAUGCCCCAGCUCAUCACCCCAUGGCUCCCCCCAGCCCCAGCACAAACAGUAGUAACAACAGCAGCAACAGCAGUACGGAGCAGUUGAGUAAAACAAACCUAUAUAUUAGAGGACUUCCACCGGGCACGACGGACCAAGACCUCAUUAAGCUUUGUCAACCUUAUGGAAAAAUUGUAUCAACUAAGGCAAUCCUUGACAAAAACACAAAUCAAUGCAAAGGGUAUGGAUUUGUAGAUUUUGACAGUCCUGCUGCAGCACAAAAAGCAGUAGCAUCACUGAAAGCCACAGGUGUACAAGCGCAGAUGGCAAAGCAACAAGAACAAGACCCAACAAACUUAUACAUCUCAAACUUGCCGAUUUCAAUGGAUGAACAGGAACUAGAAAACAUGUUAAAGCCAUUUGGACAUGUUAUCUCUACUAGAAUCUUAAGAGAUGCCAGCGGAGUGAGUAGAGGAGUUGGGUUUGCAAGAAUGGAGUCUACUGAAAAAUGUGAAGUGGUAAUACAGCAUUUCAAUGGAAAGUAUUUGAAAACACCUCCAGGUGUACCAGCUCCACCGGAGCCUUUACUGUGUAAAUUUGCAGAUGGAGGGCAGAAAAAGAGGCAAAAUCAGAGCAAAUACACACAAAAUGGAAGGCCGUGGCCUAGAGAUGGAGAGACUGGGUUGGCACUAACUUACGAUCCAACAGCAGCUAUACAGAAUGGAUUUUAUUCUCCCCCUUACAACAUUGCAACAAACCGAAUGAUUCCACAGACAUCCAUCACACCUUUUAUUGCUGCUUCCCCUGUAUCAACAUAUCAGGUGCAAAGUACAUCAUGGAUGCCUCACCCGCCAUAUGUUAUGCAACCAACGGGUGCUGUAAUAACACCAACGAUGGACCACACCAUGUCAAUGCAGCAAGCCAGUAUGAUGGGCCCUCUAGCCCAGCAAAUGAAUCACCUUUCCUUGGGGACAACCGGAACGUACAUGACUGCUGCGGCACCUAUGCAAGGGACCUACAUUCCCCAGUAUACUACUGUGCCUCCAACAGCUGUUCAAGUAGAAGGUGUUGUUGCUGAUACCUCUCCUCAAACAGUACCAUCUUCAUCACAUGAAGCCAGUGGGCAGCAGCAACAAAUACCUGUAGAGACAAACAAUGAACAUGCAUCUGCAUACUCCUACCAACAGACUAAACAAUAAACAGGACUGAAAAAUGUUGGUCAGAAAACCUUGCCUUGAAUGGAUACACUUCAUCUAGAAGUUGACUUCCAGUUUGCACAGGCAUCCGACAAAAGCUUUUUUUUUUCCUUUAAUUUUUCUACCUUGCUCAAAGUGUUUUUUAUGUGCCGUGCAAAAAAACAAAAAACAAAACAAAAAAAUAAAUAAAACAAAAAUACACAAAACAAGAAAAAAAAGUUCUGCUAUGUUGACAAUUUUAUUUUUGUUACUCUUUCUUAAUGAACACACAUGAUGAAAACAUACUUGGUUGUCUUUUCACCUGGAGCUUGACGAUCAUUGCAAAAAGGAGUCGUACUUUGAGGACAGUAAAAUUGGUAUCAAGGGGAAGCAUUUUUGUCAAAACCAUAACUGUCUUCCUUGAUAAUUAGAUAUCCGUUUCUUUCAUUUAUUUCAUGUUUUUUGUCCAUAGGAAAGAUUAUCUUGAAUUCUUAUUGCCUUAAUUUUAAGGACAUCAAACAAACCCAGAGCAAAAGAACAGCAUCUGGAUAAAAGAAAAGGCAUGACAUUGACCAUCUUAAUAAAGGACUUGUGUUGGCAUUUCUUAUGGGUUCCUAAGGGUAAAAUAUUAGAUGUAGAAUUUGACAUUCAAUUCAUAUCUUCAUUUGAAGAAAAAAUUUGCUGAUAAAAAAGACUAUGGUGUGUGCAAGAAUUAAAAAAAAAUUGUGUGGACUUUUAUGAACUUUCUCUUAAGUGUGAAUACAAAAUAUAGAUGGCUGUAGGUUUUUACAAAGGUGUCAAUGAACUUUGAAAAACAACUGCAUUGAGAAAAUGCAGAUUUUUUUUUCAUUUGAAUGCUGUUUUUUUUUAUUUCAUUAUUUUUAUUUCCAAAGCGUGAUCACUACUAGUAAAAGCAUUAGUGCUUUCAAUUUGCAAUCUUUUUUAAGAGCUUAAAGAGAUUUUUAGUCAGCUUUGCUUGUCUUAUUGCAGAACGUAGCUUAAUAGUGUUAACAUGUUAACAUUAUGUAGGAGUUCAUGUUUAAAAAAAAGAAAAAAAAAAAAAAAAGCAAUAGCUAGAAGAAAUUGUUGACAAUUUCUGUAGUAUUUCCUAGUUGUGAUUAAAUGCAGCCUAUGGAUGGCCAAUUUUAUACCAAAGAUGAAGUGACACCAUAACGUAGUUCUGAAGACAGUGUUUUUUUUUUUUCUUUUGGUCUCUUUUAUUUUUUGACCUAUAUGGCCGGACCAAUUUUUACUUUCUUCUUGGUUUAAACUAUGUUCCACUGGUACUUUAUGUCGUACAUACAGUAUUGUUUGUAAGAUAUGGUGAGUUGGUACAUGAAAAUUGUGCUGAAUAUUGCAGCCUAAAAAUAAGAAAACCAACUAUUAAUUAUGUAUGGCGUUCCCCAGUUUUUUUUUCUUUUUUUAUAGUAUAGCCUGAUAUUUUAUAUGGCUACCAGUCUUCCUUUUUUUCUAACUAGACUUCUUCUGAGUAUCUAAUUUUGUUAAAUGCACAUGCAACAACAGUUGAUAUUUAUGUUUUAGAUGCUGUUUAUUGUUUUUAACAUAACUCAUUGACAAUCAUGUGAUUGGUAUCAACCAAACAGUAAUUCAUUUUGGUAAAUUGAAUUGCCAGUAAAAUAUGCAUUUUGUAUCUCAAUUAGAAUGGCAAACUGUAUCAUUCAAAUGAGGCAACACCCGAAUAUUAGAUUCAAAAUGCAUAUGACAGUGUGCAGAUCAGAUUGGGCACUUACCCAUUUUCAAUAUCAGUCACUGAGUCUUCUCAAAUAUAAGUAAUGCUGUAUUAUUAGAACUAUUUUGAUUCCAGAGGUUUUUUUUUUUUUUUUUUAAUCAGGGGAGAAUUGAAGCUGAACUCCAGGCUCAAAAAAAUGUUGCAUAAUCUCUACUGAUAUUAGAAUACAGUAUUUUUUGUGUAAAUAUGCCUUCUCUUGAAAGAACUGUUGAUACACUUACAAUGUAAAAUUACCCAUUUUUACUCUAGUAAAAAGCCAGCAGAUUGUUGUAUUC
Rana temporaria (common frog) is the source of this 3885-nucleotide messenger RNA. RefSeq names its product RNA binding motif single stranded interacting protein 3 (gene RBMS3). Bases 625 to 1884 code for a protein of 419 amino acids. The transcript has 14 exons. Gene Ontology annotation, cellular component: ribonucleoprotein complex; cytosol; nucleus. Lineage: Eukaryota; Metazoa; Chordata; Amphibia; Anura; Ranidae. Gene Ontology annotation, molecular function: mRNA 3'-UTR binding; poly(A) binding; poly(U) RNA binding. The record is from RefSeq and is a predicted model, not a curated record.